UAAAGGAGAAAGUUGAAUACGCCGAGGCCAACUCCACUCACGCUGGUCACCGUCCUCAUUCUCAAAGUUAUCUAGUACCUGAUCUUGCUCUCGGUCGUUACCCCCGGUCUGUACAAAAUGCGUCUUCUAUCUAUCAUCGGAAGUAGCGUCACCUUGGCUGCCUGGUUACUUUCUGCCUCUGCUGCAACCUUGGAAACUACCGACACUGUUGAGCCAGAAAUUUUGAUUGAAGCUGCUUUCCCUGAAAACAACCCAUUCGGUCAUGUUGUCAAUGGAGAACGGAAUCAGAUCAUCCUGGUCGUAGAGAACAAAUCCGAGCGCAAUGUCACCAUUACCACUGUUGCGGGCUCUUUCCACAACCCUGAUACGAACACUCUGAUUAAAAAUUCCACAUCAUUGCAAUAUGACCUCCGUUUGUUGGAAGGUUCGAAAUUGCAAAUCCCCUAUACCUUCCACAGCGAAUUCAAGCCUGGUGAUCUGCGUUUGAAUGUCUGGCUAGAGCAUGUUGUUGAUGAUGAGAAAUACCGCGUGACGGCGUACGACUCUGUUGUCACCGUCGUUGAGCCCGAAAUAUCUUUCUUUGACUUCAAACUUAUUUCCACAUAUCUCGUCGUCCUUGGACUCUUGGGUGGUGCCUCAUAUUUCGCAUACCAGACCUACAUGCCUCAAACGAAGAAGUCACGUAGAAAGACGCGCCCCUCUCCCUCAGAGGUUAGUGCGCCUGUUGGUGCUGUGACAGCAAGCGGUGGCGGUGGAUACCAGGAAGAGUGGAUUCCUGAGCACCAUUUGAAGAAAACCCGGGCAGGCAAAGGAAAGAAGGGAGUUGCGAGUAGUGCGGAUGAGAUGAGUGGCAACGAGUCUGCUUCCAAGAGGAAGAGCCGCAAGUAGAUACAAGCGGCACAUAAUGUGAAUGGAUGUGAUCAAAAGUAUCGCUGGUAUGCGAUAAUAAUACAAUAGCAAUUGAGCACGGUAUAAGUUGGUUUAAUUUCUAUAUGAGAGUCAUCAUCGCCUUGUAAGGGACACUUACGAACUCGGCGUGAUACUCUGUGUAGUUCCAAUUGUGAAUUAUUUCGUGAGGCUUGGCAAAUCCACUUGAAUAUCAAUCACGAAGGGAAGUCAUCCCGUCUCGCCGACAGAUAGAGCUCAGGGUGAUGGUAGAACGCAGUGAUGUUAAGUCUCAUACAUCUAUUUUCUUAUACCCCUUCACCUUGUUCUCCGUAAGCAUCUUUGAAUAUUUAUCUGCCAGCCAUCUACAGUUCUCCAAGUGGUUCACACCCUCAUAGCGCUGGCACUUCUGCAGCUCGGUCUGGACGAGGCGCGCUUCCAUUGCUUUCACCCAUGAUUCGCGAACCAGCUCUUCUCGCUCCUGCAGCUUGGCUGGAUACAAAAGGUGAGUAUGUGAGCAUUGUUUUUAGGUAGAUGGGAUGAGAGGAAUAUGUGGGACCUUU
This is a messenger RNA of Serpula lacrymans var. lacrymans S7.9, 1448 nucleotides long. RefSeq lists its product as uncharacterized. NCBI's taxonomy places the organism in Eukaryota, Fungi, Basidiomycota, Agaricomycetes, Boletales, Serpulaceae. The record is from RefSeq and is a predicted model, not a curated record. Bases 118 to 888 code for a protein of 256 amino acids. The transcript is spliced from 9 exons. Gene Ontology annotation, cellular component: endoplasmic reticulum membrane; endoplasmic reticulum.